Molecule: messenger RNA, 2708 nt
Organism: Physcomitrium patens
Lineage: Eukaryota; Viridiplantae; Streptophyta; Bryopsida; Funariales; Funariaceae
Product: NADH dehydrogenase [ubiquinone] iron-sulfur protein 1, mitochondrial
Biological process (GO): ATP synthesis coupled electron transport
Cellular component (GO): membrane
Molecular function (GO): iron-sulfur cluster binding; NADH dehydrogenase (ubiquinone) activity
Source: RefSeq, a predicted model, not a curated record
CUCCCUCCUCGGCUCUCAGAGCUUUUGGAGCUUGGAAGGGGAAUGAAGGCAGGACGGGGGCAUGCGGGGAUGCGAGAUGUUGUUCCGAUUUAGGUCACACAACUCGCUCGUCCUCAUUUCGGGAUUUUGCAGGACGGGCCCAUAUGCGGAGGGCGGGGAGCUGCGAUUUAGGUCGACUGCGCCUCGCAUGAGGUCGUGAUCGGAGGUCGCUUUGCGAUUUGGGAUAGCGCAGAUCGUUUUCCCGAUUUGAGCGUACGUGUGUGGAUGCAUUUGUGUAUUGUGAGUGAGUCGGAAGGAGGUGUCGUUUGCGAGGGAGGGUUUGGAGAAGGGGGUAGGAUGGCUUGUAGGGGGCGCCAGACGGUGAAGCUGCUGCAGGAGGUAGCAGCGACUCCGUUGUUUCGUAGCAAAUUGAGCAUAGCAGGGGUUCGUGAUGCGGCUCUGCCCGCGACGUCGCAUCUCCCUCGUCGUCACCAUCAGGUCGCCUGCGAGAGAGGGUCGGAUGGGACAGGUCCAUUGGCGAGCUCGCUGGGCGGCGUACGCCACGCAAGCAGCGCUGCCCUGGCGUCUAACAGGGUGAAGCCUGAGAAAGUGGAAGUGGAGACAAUUGAGGUGAGCGUGGACGGGAUGGCCGUGCAAGUUCCCAAGGGCAUGACGGUGUUGCAGGCAUGCGAGCUGGGAGGGGUGACCAUUCCUCGGUUCUGCUACCACAGUCGUCUUUCUAUUGCUGGGAAUUGUCGCAUGUGCCUGGUCGAGGUGGAGAAGACUCCGAAGCCCGUCGCGUCUUGCGCCAUGCCUGCUUUGCCAGGUAUGAAAAUCAAGACGGACACACCUCUGGCUAAGAAAGCAAGGGAGGGAGUGAUGGAGUUCCUUCUGAUGAACCACCCCUUAGAUUGUCCGAUUUGCGAUCAAGGAGGAGAGUGCGAUCUUCAGGACCAGUCGAUGGUGUUUGGAUCCGAUCGUGGCCGUUUUAUCGACACGAAGAGAUCUGUUCUGGACAAGAACCUGGGGCCCCUGGUGAAGACCAUCAUGACUCGAUGCAUCCAAUGUACCAGGUGUGUGAGAUUUGCCAAGGAGAUUGCUGGCGUGGAGGAUCUGGGCGUGCUGGGGCGUGGAGGAAGCGAGGAGAUUGGAACAUACGUAGAAAACUUGAUGACGAGCGAGUUGUCCGGCAACGUGAUCGAUGUGUGUCCUGUUGGGGCGUUGACAUCCAAGCCGUAUGCAUUCACAGCAAGACCGUGGGAGCUGAAGGCGACGGAGAGUAUCGACGUUUUGGAUGCCGUGGGCUCAAACAUCCGCAUCAACAGCCGCGGACCUGAAGUGAUGCGUAUCAUUCCUCGCCUUCAUGAGGAAAUCAACGAGGAGUGGAUCGGAGACAAGGCGAGGUUCAGUUACGAUGGUCUGAAGCGUCAGCGGCUAAGCGAGCCGAUGAUCCGGCGUCCCGAUGGACAACUGCAGGCGGCAUCAUGGAAAGAUGCGCUGGAGGCUAUUGCUGAGCCGGCUUAUAAAGUGAAGCCAGAAGAGAUGGUAGGUGUGGCCGGCAAGUUGGCCGAUGCGGAGUCCAUGUUGGCACUGAAGGAUUUUCUGAACAGGAUGGGUUGUGAGCGCCUGUGGGCCGAAGGGGAUGGCGAGUCGGUGGAUGCAGACUUGAGAUCCAGGUUCUUGCUGAACACGGGCAUUGCCGGCCUGGAGCAGGCAGACGUGUGUUUGCUGAUCGGAACUCAGCUUCGGUGGGAGGCUCCUAUGGUGAACGCAAGGCUGCGGAAAGCAGUGAGGUUCAACAAGGCAAAGGUGGCUGUCGUGGGUCCCGAGGUGGACUUGACGUAUCCCCACCAGCACCUAGGUGUUGACACGGACACGCUGAUGAAGAUCGCUGAAGGGCGACAUCCGUUUUGCGCGGAGUUGGCAUCGGCUGAACGACCUGUGGUCAUCGUGGGUAGUGGAGCGCUGGAGCGCGGAGAUAAGGCGGCAAUAAUGUCCGCACUGGACAUCAUCGCAGAGCAGAGUAACCUGAUUCGGGACGAUUGGUUCGGAGCCAACGUUCUGCUUCUGAACGCUUCUCAAGCAGCAGCACGUGACCUGGGAUUCGUGCCAGGUGCAAGGGCAGGAAAAGCGGACGCAAGAUUUUUGUACCUGUUGGGGGCUGACGACCUGACUCCCGCAGACAUUCCAGAGGAUGCUUUUGUGGUGUACCAAGGGCAUCACGGCGAUCGUAGUGCGUACAGGGCAAACGUGAUCCUUCCUGGUGCGGCUUACACGGAGAAGGAAGGCACAUACGAGAACGUCGAAGGGCGAGCUCAGCAGACGAGCUCAGCCGUGCCGACCGUUGGGGAUGCCCGAGAUGAUUGGAAGAUCAUCCGUGCACUUUCAGAGGUUGCGGGGAAGACGCUCCCGUACGACGCGGCAAACGGCUUGAGAGCUCGCAUGAUGGCAGUGGCUCCAAAUUUGUUGCGAGUAGACGAAGUGGAGUUGGCCACAGGGUGGGCGCUGGACACAAACACAAGACCAGGUGCUGCCUUGGAAUCGUCUCCUCUUCCGAAGGCCAUCGAGAAUUAUUACAUGACUGACGCAAUUAGCCGGGCGUCACGGACGAUGGCGCAAUGUACUGCUACACUAGCGAAGCGUCAAGCAGAGACUAGACAGUAGGCGGUUGCGCCGAAUUGGAUGGGGGGAUAGUGAAUGCAAUAAAAGUAAUUUUUUUAACACGUUUA